AUGAGCGAGGAGGUGUCAGAGGUCCCCAAAGAGCUGCUGGACAAGACGGAGAACAGAGUGUUGGCUCUCGCGACUCACCGAGUCUACCUCCUGACAGCACGCAUCCCCGCCAAGGUGGAACACUCCCUUAAUUACCUGGAGAUCCAGGGGAUUGCUUGUAACAAGCCGACACAGCUGCUGAUAGAGUACGAGCGCGGCUCCUUCUCCCUGAAGCUGCUCUCGACAGAGGAGGUCAAUGAGGUGGUGGCCCACAUAGGAAACUGCCUCGUGAGGAUAUGUCCAGGUUUACCACCCAGCAAAGUGAUGAAGAAGCUUUGUAUGGAGCCUCCAGACCGGCUGACCUCUCUGCAGACUCUGUGGGAGGACAACAAGCCUGCAGAGCCUGGACCCUGUGGUGGGUUUUCUCAGAUGUACAGAUGUGUGUGUGACUGGUUGGGGCUGCCCUACAAGGAGGAGGUGCAGUGGGAUGUGGACACCAUCUAUUUAACACAAGACACCAGAGAACUCAACCUGCAGGACUUCAGCCAUUUGGAGAACAGGGAUCUGGUGGCAAUAAUAGCCGUGCUGGAGUUUAACCAGUGGUUCACCAAACUCUCCACCAAGGACUACAAACUGUCUGCAGAUGUGUGUGAGCAGAUCUUCAGGGUGGUGUCUCGAUCCAGUCGACUGGAAGAGUUGGUUCUGGACAACGCAGGACUCAAAACUGACUUCGCCCAGAAGCUCGCUGCUGCUCUGGCUCACAACCCCAGCUCAGGACUCACCACCAUUAAUCUUGCCAACAACCCACUGGAGGACAGAGGUAUCUCCUCCCUCGGAGCUCAGUUUGCCAAACUUCGUACGGGGCUCAAGCAUUUAAACUUCUCCAAAACCUCACUCUCAGCCAAAGGGGUGAACAGCCUUUGCCAGUCACUGAGUGCCAACCCGUCCAUCUCCAGCAGCCUGGUCCAUCUGGACCUCUCAGGGAACAUCCUCCGAGGGGACGACAUGCAGCUUUUCUGCCACUUCCUUGCUCAACCCAACAGCCUGGUGACCCUUGACCUCUCCAACACUGACUGCUCAUUGGACCAGGUUUGCUCUGCUCUGCUGCGAGGCUCAGUCCAACACCUCUCUGUUCUCAACGUGUCGAAGAGCGUCUUCCCUCACCGGAAAGGCAAAGAGGUGCCUCCAUCGUUCAAGCACUUCUUCAGCAGCGCCCUGACGCUGAGCUCCAUCAACGUGUCAGGAACCAAGCUGCCACCAGAGGCCCUCAAAGCUUUCCUGCUUGGUCUGGCCAGUAACCCCAGUCUGAAGGACGUGUCUGUAGACCUCAGCUGCUGUGAGCUGCGCUCAGGAGGUUCUCAAAUCCUCGAGAGUUGUAUAGCAGAGAUCCCAAACAUCUCCAGCCUGGAUAUCUCUGACAACGGCCUGGACUCAGAUCUGUCCACUCUGCUGGUGUGGUUGGCCAAGAACCGCUCCAUCAAACACCUCUCUCUGGGCAAGAACUUCAACAACAUCAAGUCAAAAAACCUCGGCCCGAUCCUGGACAGCCUGGUGCACAUGAUUCAAGAGGAGGAGUCGCCCCUCACCUCCCUGUCUUUAGCAGACUCCAGACUAAAGAGCGAUCUGACCAUCGUCCUCAACGCCCUCGGCAGCAACUCCUCGCUCACCAGACUGGACAUCAGUGGCAACGCCAUGGGGGACAUGGGAGCCAAGAUGCUGGCCAAGGCUCUGCAGAUCAACUCCAAACUCAGGACAGUGAUCUGGGAUAGGAACAACACCAGCCCGCAAGGUCUUCAGGAUGUAGCAGCUGCUCUGGAGAAAAACUUCACCAUCCGUUUCAUGCCCAUCCCCAUCAUCGAUGCCUCUCAGGCUCUGAAGACCAGUCCAGACAAAACAGAGGACGCUUUGCUAAAGAUUGAGAAUUAUAUCUACAGGAACCACGAGACCAGAAAAUACCUACAGGAACAGGCCUAUCGGCUUCAGCAGGGCAUUGUCACCACAACUACACAACAGAUGAUUGACAGGAUUUGCGUGAAGGUGCAGGACCACCUGAACUCUCUGAGGAACUCGGAGACGGACGCCAUCUUGGAGGACGUCCGGUCAGCAGAGAACCUCAUCAAAGACGCCAGAAACUCUAAAACGCUGCUUCCUCACCUCUACCACCUCGGAUCAGCAUCCAGAGACGAGGUGAACAGCUCCUCAGUGGGACCCAUCCAGGAGAAACUGGAGUCUAUGGCCGGGGAGGUGACAACAGUCAUGGACCAACAGCUCCAGGCUCUGCUGGAGUCCAUGGUGGACACUGCAGAGUCCCUGUGUCCGCAUGUGAUGAAGAGUAGUAAUCUUCGUCCAGAGUUGGUGAAGACCAGUUCAGCCAAGAUGGUCGUGCCGAAGAGCUUUGUCACCAAAACGCUGCUGGAGCAGUCGGGGGUGGAUAUUACCAACAAGCUCAGUGAGGUGAAGCUGAGUCUAGCAUCCUUCCUGUCCGAUCGCAUCGUUGAUGAGAUAUUAGAGGCUCUUUCCACUUCACAACACACUCUGGCUGACCAUUUGGUACGCAGAGGUCGCCCUCUGGUGCAGCAGGGGUCGUUGGAUCUGGACAUCCCCGAAGGGAAGAUCCCUAAGCGGGCAUCGGCUGAAAUAUUAGAGGCAGAGAGGCUGGACGAUCUGGAGACGUGCAUGAUGACUCCUAAAACCAAGAGGAAAAGCAUCCACAGCAGAAUGCUUCGACCAGUGUCUCGUGCCUUUGAGAUGGAGUUUGACCUGGACAAGGCUCUGGAGGACGUUCCCAUCCAUGUGGAUGACACUUCGACAUCAUCUCAGACCCCGCCUACUCCAUCUCAGGUCCUGCCCAAACUGGAGCACCGUCUGCCGGGAAAGAUGGUGGAGCUGCCGUCUGAGGAGGAGAAGAAGCUGCAGCACUUCACCAAACUGAGACCGCGCAGGAACAAAAAAAGACAUUCCAGCAAAGUACCUCAAAUAAACAGCGCUCCACCUCAGGAUGGGGAGCAGAACGGCCUCAUGGGACGAGUGGAUGAGGGUGUAGAUGAGUUCUUCUCGAAAAAAGUCACCAAGAUGGAUUCCAAACGUUCCCUGAAGAAUUCCGAGUCUCAAGAUGGAGAGAAAAAGAAGAAAGGAGGAUUCCUCAACCUCAUCAAACGAUCCACCAAAUCGGACAAAGCAGAUAAAUCAGAGAAAAACCAGACGACUCCUUCAUCCUCUGCUACGUCCUCAGCACCAGCCUCCACCAUCCCUGAGGAGCCCUCCUCACCAAAGGUGGCAGUGAAGAGCCCAGCACCUGAGUCAAAGUCAAGAGAUGCCUCCAGUCGCUCGCAGCCCACAGACUACAGCAGCAGCUCAGACCGAUCAGACGAGCUGAGGACGCCUGAUUCCAUGGACGAGCCGUGGGAGGGUUCAGACGGCAGGGGCAGUCCUCAGGGAGGGAGGCGGUACCCGGGGAUGCAGAUUAUGGGCGGCGGCCUCCUGGCAGAGAUGAAGGCUAAGCAGGAGAGGAGAGCACACAAGUCUUCCAGCCCUGAUAGACCUGAGAGUAAUGCAACAACAGCCAAAUCUCAGCCCCCUAACCCAGAGAGCAGCAAGCCUCCCGCUGGUGUCCCUAAACCAGACACUGGCUCCCCAGAGAAGAACCCACUGCGUUGUGAGACCAAGCCUGAAACAGUUCCUCGUCUCAGAGCCACAUCCUCCUCGAGUCCCCCGGGGGCUCAAGUAAGUCCCAAGCCACCGAUGCCACAGGGGGCGAAGCCUGCCCUGGCUGCAAGACCCAGCAUCCUGCAGAAGCCCAGGACCAACAGUAGCAGCAGGAGCAUAGAUGAGAGUCCAGAUUCCCCCAGCAGCGGCAGUGUGUCUCCUAAAGCAGCCAUUCUCCCCACACUGAAGAGGGCGGUGUCAGAGAAAGACAAGGAGGGUCAGACCAGUCUACAGUCAGGAGGCUCCAACAAAACCACUCAGGAAGUGAGGACAGCGUCAGACUCUGUACAGCGGUCCAACCCUGUCCGGACCAACUCCGAGGAUCACGGCCCCUUGAAGACCAAGGACCAAACUCCAAACCCGGACAAGGACAAAGCAACAGGCAGGAAGUCAUCCGAUUCUAGGGAGGAGGCAGAUAAAGACUUUAUUUUAAUAUGAGCAAACAACUGUCGACGAGCCUCAGAUAUUCUCCUUAAGAAAUGAAUACUAAGGGGGAUAUGAUGUAUAUGUUUUUAUUUAUGUGAAGAGGUUGUACCUGUUCUUUAGGUCCUGUCUGACCACAAAGUACUUAUCAUGUUUGGUUUGCAGGACGACCUGCUAUAGUAUCAGGUAAUAGACAGUUUCAAAUUCAAUUUAAUUUAAUUUAAUCUACAAAGUGAAUAUUUUGGGGAGUUUGCUUAAUAAUUUGUUCUCAUGUCAUGUCUCCUAGAAAACCAAACUAAAUCUCUUUAGAGCUUCCGUCUCACAAACCCAAAUCAAGUUUUCAGGAUUUGAGGAAAUGGGUCGUGGGAUGAUCCAGUUUAUUCAGCCAGUGAACAACACGUAGGUUUGUAAAGUAAUAAAAAAAGAGAAAAGGCUGAAUUUUUGUGUAAAAAAAGAGACUGUGAAUCUGAGUGUGCGUCUAAUACUCUUCCUUUAACUACUAAUCUAUAGUCUUUAUACUAAUAAGUUGCAGUAGCUUGUCUCCCAGGGACCAAACACAAUAACCACACCACGACCACAGUACUGUACUUGAACUCUCCUUUACAUCAAACCAGACUGGGACCCUCAGUUUAUUUGUAUAGAUUUAUGGAGGAUCUAUUUUCAGUACAAGUAGGCUACCUUCAUUUAUGCAAUUCAUUUUUUUUUUUACAGGAAAAUACAGGUUUCCGCUGAGAACAUCAGCAAACUAAAUAAAUCAGUUAUACACACUUGAUGUAUCUUGGACAGUAAGUAUUGAGGUAUUCAGAGUGGGACUGAAGGGCAAGAAUAGAAUCAUCACGUUCCUUCUCGUGUGUAGGCGAAUCGGAGUGAUCAUAUGAUGUGUUUGUGCUCUGAGAGGACUGUGGUACACUUUAACUUCACUAACGACUAAUCAAUAAGGCUUCAGCACUGUUAACCCUCAGCAAACACUGUGGAUGAAACGCAUUCAUCUUUAUUUUUUACAUUCAGCCGCUGACGUCUAUUUUGAAUGAUGUGCUGACGGUCCAAUGAAAGCAGAGCACUUACUCAGAAAGAGGAAAAACAAAGUGUUCGAUUUUUGAGGCAGAUUUUAAACCUCUUCAGUUUUGUGUAAAAGCAAAACACUGUGGAGACUCUUCUUCAUCCCUCCGCUUUUUCUCGGGAAUCAUUCUUCAGGACUUCAGGGCUCAGCUCGCUUUCACUUCGCACUGUGCAAUAACCAAACACCUCUCCAGACUCGCAGCAUCGUGAUCACAUCACAGCCUCUGUAAACUGUGCCUGAAAGUGAAGGUGUGCUGAGGGUAGCUGGACUGUUCUGUAAUAACAACAACAGGUCUCAGGAUGAUUCCGCGCAUAUGUUUCUCUUAUAAAAGCAAGAAAUGCCCUUUUCCCACUGCUUCACGAUCUGUUUCUCUAAUAGAUCGUGGCAGCUUCAUUUACGACCUAAAGAUAGACUCUGGCAGUUUUUCUAAUGUUGUUAUAUGAAAUUUGGGUCAUAAAACUGGCCUGUCAAAAUUAAACUAUACACAGCCUAAACUACAGUGUUACUGACUGAGUGUUUUGUUGUUUUCUGCCAGGCUGUAGCAGGAGCAGCAGCUCUUAUGCCUGAUCAGUGUGAAAGGGGCACAACUUUUAUUGUACUGUACAAGGGUCAAGUUCAAGUCCGAGGCCAAGGGUCUCACUGGUGCACCUUUUCCUGUGGCGUCUUUCUCUAGGUUUUACCUUUGUUGUCAUUAAUCAUGGCUUAGAAAUAACACGGUUCCUGCUCUAUAUAGUCAGACUGUCAGACUGUACUACCGAUUUUCAGCCUCAGUCCCAAAAUCAAACGGCAUUUUGUGGGUAAGGCGUUCCAGAAAAGUGGAACAGAAAACAAAACGUGACCGUAUUCUGUUGGCAUUUAAGACCUCUUCCAUUUCCUGAUGCACGGCACUUCUAGACACUGGUUUUGCUUUUCUGUGUAGAGUCCCAUAAACAGCUGGUAGCGGUUCCGUCGAGUUUUGUGAAAGACGGAUAUUGACUUCCUGUUCUGUUCAGAAAAAUGUUCAUCCACUGCAUCCAUGUGGAGAAAGUGAAAAUGACGAGUAGCAUUAAGUCUAAACUCUAGAGUGUGAGAGUGUGUGUGUGUGUGUGUGUGUAUGAGAGACUGCAUGACGUGGCUGUGAGUUGUACCGUAUGUACAGUAUAUAUGUGCUUUCCUACAUGUAGGUGUAUGCAUGUGUAUAUAUGUAUGUGUAAUAUAUGCACAUGUAAUAUACUCACUCACUGUGACUUAUUAACACGCCUAUGUUACCACAGCAAACGCUUUAUUGCUCUGGUACUAACUUCACUUCUAGAGGGUUUGUUUGUAACCUAUUUGGAAUUUAAAAAAAAGUUGCAGGUGAUGUCUUUGAACCGUUGUUGUUUUUUCCUGUCACUUGUACAUUGUGUUCAUAAAUGUAGAAAUUAAUUCGUUGUAUGUAUUCAUUUUGUUGUUACAUGUAAUCCAUUCAAUGUUACUUUCAUCAUGGUUUCUCCGGAAAGAAAUAAUGCAAAACGAUGACGACAACUAAUCAUUUUAUCGGUCUUGAUACAUUAGUUUGUCAUGGAUCAGUUUGUUUCACUAAGUUGUUCUGCUGGUGUUAGACAUUUCCUUCAUGCAAAUAUUAAUUCUGAUUAAAGUCAUUUUACGGGAUUUAAAAUCUCUGCAUUGUUUCUCUUUUUGUUGCUUCAGCUGAGUUGAACGUCUGUUGUGCAGAGAGACAAAGUGG
Molecule: messenger RNA, 6872 nt
Organism: Platichthys flesus (European flounder)
Lineage: Eukaryota; Metazoa; Chordata; Actinopteri; Pleuronectiformes; Pleuronectidae
Product: F-actin-uncapping protein LRRC16A-like
Exons: 38
Coding region: 1-4122 (1373 amino acids)
Biological process (GO): cell migration; regulation of Arp2/3 complex-mediated actin nucleation
Cellular component (GO): lamellipodium; plasma membrane
Molecular function (GO): protein binding
Source: RefSeq, a predicted model, not a curated record